AUGGCUCCAGGAUGUGAGACUUGGGGCUUUAUCUUAGGUGGUCACCAGCUCCACCAUUGCCCUUUAGCCACUGGAUGUGCCUGUGGGGAUCUGGUCCUCCACCGCAUGGGGGCGCUAUUUCUUGGUGGCCGCAGUCAUGCUCCUUACAAUAGAUCUGUCUGUCCCUGGGCUUCCCUGGUGAUUGAGUUGGUUAAGAAUCUGCCUGCAAUGCAGGAGACCUGGGUUCAAUCCCUAGAUUGGGAAGAUCCCUUGGAGAAGGGAAUGGCUACCCACUCCAGUAUUCUUGCCUGGAGAAUUCCAUGA
Molecule: messenger RNA, 303 nt
Organism: Rangifer tarandus platyrhynchus (Svalbard reindeer)
Lineage: Eukaryota; Metazoa; Chordata; Mammalia; Artiodactyla; Cervidae
Source: the annotation of a GenBank genome assembly